Molecule: messenger RNA, 2054 nt
Organism: Abrus precatorius (Indian licorice)
Lineage: Eukaryota; Viridiplantae; Streptophyta; Magnoliopsida; Fabales; Fabaceae
Exons: 3
Coding region: 253-825 (190 amino acids)
Cellular component (GO): mitochondrion
Source: RefSeq, a predicted model, not a curated record
GGCUUAUUUUGGAAGCCCAUUGCAAUGGACAAAGAAGACUUUCCCAUUGUGAAUUCAUGACAUUCCCAGCUUCAACGUGGAGUUCAUAGUGAUCUUUUGUCCUAUCAUUAUCUUUUACUAUCUUCUUUUUCCCUUGUUGGCUCCAGUAAGCUCACAUAACACUUUGUGUGUCUGAUAUUUUCCAUUUUUUCAGCUUUCAAUUUUGAUCAUCAAACAACGUAAGUUCUGAGUCUUAGGUACAAUAUUCCAAAAAUGACAUCUCUGCUACUCCCAUCACCAUCUUGUGCUUCUUUACUGAGCAAGAGGACUAAUAGAUUUUGCAAUCAUUCUUCAUUUCACACACAUAAAUUCCAUGUAAAGAGCUUUAGCGUAAAAGCACUUAGAGAGGAAACAGAGGAAAUCAAAAGCCCGUCACAGCCAUCUUCAGCUGAGGAAGUUACAAAGAAGUAUGGGCUUGAAGCUGGUCUUUGGAAGAUUUUCAGCUCAAAGGAGGAAGGAAAGAAUAAUUCUGAACAACAGAAAUCAAAGGGUGAUCAAGCCAAGGAAUUGCUAGCGAAAUAUGGAGGAGCAUAUCUUGCCACCUCCAUAACUCUAUCAUUGAUCUCUUUUGCACUUUGUUAUGCACUAAUUAGUGCUGGAAUCGAUGUCCAAUCUUUACUGCAGAAGGUGGGAAUUUCAACUGAUGAGACCGGCGAAAAAGUUGGUACUUUUGCUUUGGCAUAUGCUGCACAUAAAGCUGCAUCUCCAAUUAGGUUUCCACCCACGGUUGCUCUUACCCCAAUUGUAGCCGGUUGGAUUGGAAAGAAAGUAGAGAAAGAUAAGUAACUUGUAGUGGUACCUUCGAAUACCAAACAGUGUUUACCUGCCUUCUGUUAUAAUAUUUACAUUUUAAUGGCCAGAUGAACAUAUGUUUAACCCACUAAUGGGCAUGUACAUCCUUAUUAAGAAAAUGAUGUUUAUUAAUAAAAUUCUAUAUUCAUCAACUACAUGUCACUAACAUUGUUAUAAUUCGCUUGCAUGAUUGAUUGCAUCCUCCAUUUUACUAGAAUUGCUAUAUAGCGCACUAAUAAGUUGCUGAUUGUAGUCACUUAUAUUGGAAUAUUGAGGGAGCAACAGAUAGAAGGUAAUUACCAAGUCGCUAGAAACGGAAUGACUACAAUUCCAGACAAUUAGUUCACGAACAGUUUGCUGAAAUUGCGAGCAUCGCAAUUAUUGAAAUGGAUGAAGUGUGAUAAAUGAACACAUUGGAUGGGAGCAUAACUCUUUCAAUUUGCAUUCCAAGUGUUUUUAUUGCUUGCCAAAAUAUAAGACAUCGAGCAUCGAGCUAAGUACACUACAAAGCCAUGACUUACAAUAAUAUACAAAGAUGGGUUCAGAAAGCCGCUAGAUUUUUUUUUUCUUGAACUACAAGGUCACUUGGAUUAUGUAAUAUUUACUGUACAAUGAGCAGUUGAUUGGCCACUCGGUUCCUCGGACGAGCUUCUUGGAGAAACAUGAGAAAGCAUCUUCAUGGAACCUUCAAUCCAACCUCUAGGACUAUGUUGAAGAGAAUACAAGAGGGACAUGGCUGAUGGCUGGAUGUCAUAGGUUCUCGACGGGAAAAGGAACACCACUUUUCCCUAUUAUAUUCACAAAUAUCAUUUGGAAGCUUCAACCUCCAGUAGGGUUAGAUGCAGAAGACAAUUCACCAACGUUUGAAGGUUGACUUGGGGUCGGAUGACUUGGGGACGUAGUGUGCUCACGAGUCAUGCAAUAAUCUUCUUGUAGUGUAUCCAGGUCAUUCCAUUCAACUCCAGCUGCAAAUGUAUCAAGGAUAUAUUCAAAAUAAUCACCAAUCCUGGAUUCCAUUUUUUUUCACUUAUUUUCAUAAAGAAUAAAACUAAAACCCCUCCUCUCCAGGUGUUGAUAUAUGUGCACCAGCGUACGCUAGAGAAAGGGAGAGAGAGCAUGCAAUAUAUAUAGACAUAUAUAUAUUUUUGGACCUUGCAUUUUCAUGAAUUUUUUGUUUUCGUUCUUCGAAACUUUUUCUUUUAAUUUUGGUCCCAACAUUUUCG